Molecule: messenger RNA, 3625 nt
Organism: Ornithorhynchus anatinus (platypus)
Lineage: Eukaryota; Metazoa; Chordata; Mammalia; Monotremata; Ornithorhynchidae
Gene: ARSB
Product: arylsulfatase B
Exons: 8
Coding region: 28-1635 (535 amino acids)
Source: RefSeq, a predicted model, not a curated record
AGGACGUGGGGCCGAGCCGGGGUGGGGAUGGCCGGGCUGCAGCUCCUGCAGCUGCUGCAGGUGGUGCAGCUGCUGCAGGUGGUGCAGCUGGUGCAGGUCCUGCAGCUGGUGCGGCUGGUGCAGGCCCUGCAGCCGGUGCAGCCUCUGCCCGCCUCGGGCCGGCCGCCCCACCUGCUGCUGCUGCUGGCCGACGACCUGGGCUGGCACGACGUGGGCUUCCGCGGCUCCGGCCUGGGCACCCCGCACCUGGACGCGCUGGCGGCCGGCGGCGUCCGCCUCGACAACUACUAUGUGCAGCCGCUCUGCACGCCCUCCCGCAGCCAGCUGCUCACCGGACGCUACCAGAUCCACACCGGGCUACAGCACCAGAUCAUCUGGGCUUGCCAGCCUAACUGUGUUCCUCUGGAUGAGAAACUCCUGCCCGAGCUUCUGAAGGAGGCGGGAUAUGCCACCCACAUGGUGGGGAAGUGGCACCUGGGCAUGUACCGAAAAGAAUGCCUUCCGACCCGCCGAGGAUUCGAUUCGUAUUUCGGAUAUCUCCUCGGUAGUGAGGAUUACUAUUCCCACGAGCGUUGCGUGUUAAUCAGAAGCUUGAAUGUAACCCGAUGUGCCCUUGAUUUUCGAGAUGGAGAAGAAGUUGCAGUUGGAUAUAAAAAUAUGUAUUCAACCAAUGUAUUUGCGAAAAGGGCUGUAGACCUAAUUGCUAACCAUCCACCUGACAAGCCUCUUUUUCUUUACCUCGCCUUCCAGUCUGUUCAUGAGCCCCUUCAGGUCCCAGAAGAAUACGUGAAACCGUACAGCUUCAUCCAAAACAAAAAGAGGCGUAAUUAUGCAGGAAUGGUGUCCAUAAUGGAUGAAGCAGUGGGAAAUGUCACUGCCGCCUUAAAAAGACAUGGGCUCUGGGACAACACGGUGUUGAUCUUCUCCACGGAUAAUGGAGGACAGACUUUGGCCGGGGGUAACAACUGGCCUCUAAGAGGAAGAAAAUGGACGCUGUGGGAAGGAGGCGUGCGAGGGAUUGGCUUCGUGGCGAGCCCCUUGCUGAAGCAGAAGGGAGUAAAAAAUCGGGAGCUCAUCCACAUUUCCGACUGGCUGCCCACCCUGGUGAACCUCGCCGGCGGGCACGUAAACGGCACCAAGCCCCUGGAUGGUUUUGACGUGUGGAAAACUAUCAGUGAAGGAAGCCCGUCCCCCAGAGUGGAGCUGCUGCACAACAUCGACCCUAUGUUUGUAGACCCCUCGCCAUGUCAAAGGAGUAAAGUGACUCCCUCAAAGGAUACUUCCUUUCCUCAAGACUAUUCCACUUUCAAUACAUCUAUCCACGCUGCGAUUCGACACGGAAAUUGGAAACUGCUCACUGGAUACCCAGGCUGCGGCAACUGGUUCCCGCCACCGUCUUUGCUCAGUGUCUCCAGUAUCGAGUCACCUGACCCUCCGACCAAGUCGCUGUGGCUGUUCGACAUCGAUCGGGAUCCGGAGGAAAGGCACGAUCUGUCGAGAGAGCACCCUAGCAUCGUGAAGAAGCUGCUUGCCCGGCUCCGGUAUUACUCCCAGGAUUCAGUGCCCAUACGUUACCCCGACGAGGACCCCUACUGCGAUCCGAAAUCCACCGGCGUGUGGGGGCCGUGGAGAUAGAAUGCCUCGUGCCACCGGAAAACAGGAAACUGCCCUCGGGUGGGAGGCUGGAGCCCCAGGCGUCCAGUAGCGUGACUCUCCCCUCAUUCGUUUCCUGUACGCCCGGCCGGGCGCUCAGCACACCCUCUUAUCCUUAAGCCAUGAUGGAGAAUCCAGUUUCAACCCUUAGUGCCUGGGUGAACGUCAGCAUUUGCGUGGCUCCCGGCCUUUGGCCGGGCCAUGUGUCUAAAGCAUAGGGGACCCCUCUUGUGCUCUCGUUCCUCAGCUGCAGGACAGCUGGGGAAUUUUAUUCUGGGUAGGAAGUUCACAGUGAAUUCUGGAGGCAGGCCUGGCCCUCUCUUUCACCUCACAAGUCAGUCAUCUGUUGGAUUCUGCAAUUACCAACAAGCCAGACUACUGGAGGCUGACUCAGAUUUCUUAUAACAUCCAAAGGGAGCAAACAGUCACCAGCAGCCACGUCGGCGAGAGUUUUCAUUCCACCCAUAAGGGUCAGAACCGGAGAUUGCCACCUGAAUUCAAAAUCUGCCCGUCCCCCGCCGCCCCCACCACAUGAUAUGUUUUGUCGAGGUGAGACUUGACCUGUAUCCUCUUCUUCCCAUUUCCCUUUCUGCACAGUGAUCCUUUUUAGUUUGAUGUGAGUUGGUUCAGCCCUCGCCCCUUUACCUGCCCUCAGUCCUCUCUGCCAGUGCCCUUCUCUCAUCUUCACCUGAGGCUACAAUUGGGGUGGAAGGGGAGGAGACAGAUAUCAGAGAGGGAUGCAACUCUCCUCAGGGGCGCUCAGCACCACCAAAAAUUAACAGUAAGCCCUCCUCCCAGUCCUUCCCUAGGUGAACCAGAGGUUGAUGGCAUGAGCUGAAUGGCUAAGACCGCACCCUGACUCAGAGACCGGGAUCAUACCCAGUUUAGCUUCGCAGUUGGAGGCAGUGUUCGAAUCAGGGAGAGGGAGGGGAGGGAUUGUUAGGGUUUGUGUUAUUUUGGGUUUCCUCAGGGACUGUGGGAGCCCAGAUGUAUCUUCCUGAGUGGGAAUAGAUAUACCUGGGUUUCUAGCUGAGGCUCAGAAAGUAGUUUGACCUGGAAGAGGUUAUUUCUGAAUGCAGUGUUAGCAGUGAAGGGGUCCAUGCACAAGAACAGGGAGGAAUUUAAGGGGGCAUCUACAGGAUGGACACAGCGGGUGCAGGGAGAGGUUUGGAGCAUGGGAUACUGAUGGGAGCAGCUAUAGAGAGGCAGCGCCGGCUGAGGUACCAGGCAGAUUCCAGGAUCUGGGCAAGGGGUUGUCGGGAGGGAUGUGUCCGGCUCCCGUAGGGCUAUGUCACAACUCCUGGCUUGGGCCGCCCUCAACUCUCAGCUUCCCCAAAUCCAUGGGGAAACAUUUAGGCCGGGGGAUGCUUGUGCCAAGGAGACCGAGUUCGAGGCUCUGUGGGCCACGGUCACCAAGGGCAUACACUUCCUGAAACGCUUCUUUCACCUCACUCUUCUCCCGCAAGCCCCCCUUAUUCCACACUGAGAUGGUAGUACAUUCUCCAUUCUUCACGUGGUCCCCCCCAAAUUACUUAAUAAAGAUACCAGUCCCCGCUUCUCCAGAUAUCCCCUCCCAAGCCCUUCUCCCUGGGUUGUCCCAAAGAGGUUGACUGUCUGAUUUCUACUCAGGUUAAUAUCUCCUCCUGGGCCCAAGAUCAGCAUCAUUUCCCAUAGGCCACUGGAGGGUCUUUCCUCAUUCCCAUUUUCUUGUCCUUUUCAAACACGAGGGGAAAGUUUCCCUCAACUUCACAAGCCGGUUGUAAUCUUCAGCCUGUAGUUGUUGGGUAUGGCCUGGUACUAAACAACCAUUUCAGGCGCUUGAUAGAUAAUGGUUAAUCAGUCACUCCGAUUCAGGCUUUAGAUUUUGUGUUAAGGAUCUUUCGUUAGAUUUUUUACAAUGCUGUUGCUUGAUAUGUAAAAAAAAAAAUCCCAAAAUGCUGAGUAGGCAUUAAAAUUUUGCUUUCGAUGUUUA